Messenger RNA from Naumovozyma dairenensis CBS 421, 1032 nucleotides. RefSeq names its product ketoreductase (gene IFA38). Gene Ontology annotation, molecular function: ketoreductase activity. The transcript has a single exon. Gene Ontology annotation, cellular component: endoplasmic reticulum. Gene Ontology annotation, biological process: fatty acid elongation. NCBI's taxonomy places the organism in Eukaryota, Fungi, Ascomycota, Saccharomycetes, Saccharomycetales, Saccharomycetaceae. The coding region runs from base 1 to 1032 and encodes 343 amino acids. The record is from RefSeq and is a predicted model, not a curated record.
AUGUCCUUUAUUACAGAUUUUGAUGCCAUUAGUGCCGAAAGUAAAUAUGUUAAUAUAUUACUAUGGAUAAUAUUUGGGUUUGGUGUUCUUAAAUUGACCACUUUAACAUUAAGAAGUUUAGCAUUAUUGGCAGAUCUUUUCAUCUUACCUGCAGUCAAUUACUCUAAAUAUGGUGCUAAGAGGGAUAACUAUUGUGUUGUUACUGGUGCAAGUGAUGGUAUUGGUAAAGAGUAUGCUAUUCAAAUGGCAGAACGUGGAUUCAAUUUGAUUUUGAUUUCAAGAACUUUAUCGAAAUUAGAAACUAUGAAAGAAGAAUUGGUUAAGAAGUAUUCAAUUGAAGUUGUUAUUUUAGCUGCCGACAUUUCUAAGGAUUCUGAUGACAAUUAUAAGCAAAUUAGAGAAGUUUGUGAGAAUUUACCUAUUACUGUGUUGAUAAAUAAUGUUGGUCAAUCACAUAGUAUUCCAGUUCCAUUUUUGGAAACUGAAGAAAAUGAGUUAAGGAAUAUUAUUACUAUCAACAAUACAGCUACUUUAUUAAUUACUCAAAUCAUUGCUCCAUUAAUUGUUAAGACCGUUAGAAACUCUAAGCAACGUGGUUUAAUCUUGACUAUGGGAUCAUUCGGUGGAUUAAUCCCAACGCCAUUACUAGCCACUUAUAGUGGUUCCAAGGCAUUUUUACAACAAUGGUCUACUUCAUUGGCUGGUGAAUUAAAGGGAGAUAACGUUGAUGUUGAAUUAGUCUUAUCCUAUUUAGUCACAAGCUCUAUGUCCAAGAUUAGGAAAACUUCCAUGUUAAUUCCUAACCCAAAGAGAUUUGUUGAAUCCACUUUGAAGAAUGUUGGUAGACGCUGCGGUGCUCAAGAACGCUUUGCUACAAUGACACCAUAUUGGAGUCAUGCGCUUUAUCAUUUCAUCAUUGAAGAAACAGUCGGUGUUUAUUCAACUAUAGUCAAUUGUAUUAAUUAUUCAUUCCAUAAAUCUAUCAGAGUUAGAGCUCUAAAGAAAGCAGAAAGGCUAGCUAAACAACAAUAA